AUGACAGCUAGACCUCCGCUAUCAGACAUCAUCCAGACGCAUCCUAUUGGGAAAGGUCUUGAUGCCUUUCGCGAAUUAUUCCAGUCGAUAUGCGAAGAUCGUGGUAUCUCAUAUGCGAUAGACGCCCUUGAUCAACUUAGCCAGCAAGACUUUCGGGCUCUUAGCGCUUCGCUUCUUUACUCUUUAGCGAGUCUUCUUGCUUCAAGCCGUCUCUUUCCGAGGACAGGCCGUGGCACUGUUCAAGAUGACAUCCUAAGACCCAUCUCUGCCCUCAUCUCUGCCGUCAACUCUGAGGAUUUCGAUCUUAACUGCAUCAAGCCUUUGCUGAAAGUUUACAAAGUCGUUACCGAAUCCACCCCUCCCCAGCCGAUCGCAUCUUCCUUCCUACAAACGCCAUGGCUCCAUAACACGGGCAGCUUCGCAAACUCGUCCGAGUAUCGACAAGAUGUGGAUAGGAUCCUUAAGUUGGAGCUUGGUCCUCUCUAUGUCGGGCUCCCCCAAUUCCGCGAAACAUAUUUUGGACGCGUCGCAGGCCUCAAGGCAGCGUCCGAAGCCGUCUUCCAGAGAUGCAGAGAAGGUGACAAUCCUAUUUUCGAUGGACGAUGGCGCGGAUGGCCGGAAGACGCGAAUCAAGAUGGUGUUUUGGUCUGGUUUGCGGACGUAAUCGACAGGUUGGCAACAUUCGCAGAAGCUAUUAAGCCGAGCCCAGCGCGUCGACGACCGUUGGCACAGCCCAACAAGCCUAUCCAGGGCUCCACGGCAGAACGCAAGCUGGACGUCGGCUUCGUCAGCAACCCCAAUGCCAUCCAAGAUUCUCUUUGCCAUUGGUCGCAAAUCCUCAUACCUGGAGAGCUCAAGAGCAACCUUUCCGCCGAUACGGCCUCCAAAGCAUGGCUUGACUUGAGGAGGUAUGCCAGGGAGGUUCUCGCCGCCCAAGAUACUCGUCGUUUCGUUCUGGGCUUUACCCUCUGUGGCUCGAUCAUGAGGGUUUGGGAAUUUGACCGCCUUGGCGGCAUCGCAUCCGAACGAUUCGACAUCCACGAGGAUCCGCUACAAUUUGUAGCCACCAUUCUUGGGUUUCUCUGGAUGACGGAAGAAGACCUUGGAUUUGGCCCUGCUAUUCGUUUUAUUGAUGGCCAGCGAUGUAUUGAGAUUAAGCGGAUAUCUUGCGUCGCCGGCCGCGCAACGACCUGUUGGAAAGCUCAUCGCAAAGAAGACCCGCGAACACCACUCGUCAUCAAGGAUUCCUGGCAGUAUGUGGAACGUGAUGAGGAAGGCGAACUGCUUCAGGACGUAACCAACAAACAGGUGGUGAACGUGGCCCGGUACUACCACCACGAAACAGUGUAUGCGCGGAAUUACCGACCUAGACACUCCGUCCCUUUUCCGACCACGAUUGCAGUAACUGAUUUGCAGAAGGGCCGGAGUAGCAGCGCAGCCGGCACGAAGCGGUCAUCCAGUCAGACCGGCGCUCCUCUGCCGGCCAGUAAACGAUCAUGUUCUGCAUCCCCGACCAAGGCCGGCAGUAAUCUCCCGCCCAAUCGAAUUCAUCGACGUGUUAUUGUUAGUGAUUAUGGAAAACCUAUUUACGAAGCAAGCUCCCUUGAAGUCCUCCUUGACGCAUGGGGUAGGUGCAUUCAGGGACACAAGUCUUUGCUGCAGCUAGCUGGCUUGCUUCACCAGGACAUUUCGAUCAACAACUUGAUGAUAAACGAAGACCCGGAAAAUCCCUCGUGGUCUGCAUUCUUGAUCGACCUUGACCUUGCCGUGUACAAGCAACGAGAAGACGCAUCCGGUGCGCAAGGAAUGACGGGUACAAGAGCAUUUAUGGCUAUCGGUGCACUCCUAGGCGAGCAGCACUCUUUUAUGCACGACCUUGAGUCCUUCUUCUGGGUGCUAUUCUGGAUAUGCAUCCAUUACGAAGGUCCAGGCAAGGGGAGGCCAGUUUCGGAGUUCGAUAAAUGGAAUUUUAUGGAUGCUGAGGAGUUGGCUACGAUGAAGCUUGGCACUAUAUCUGAGCAAGAUGUAUUUUCCAACAAAUCGUCGAAACAUUUUACUACAUUUUAUCAACCAUUGAUACCCUGGGUUAACCUGCUGCGGCAAGCGAUUUUUCCGAACGGCGGGAGGUGGAAAAAAGAAGACGAGGGGUUAUAUACUCGGAUAGAGGAGAUUUGUCGGGCCGCUCGGGCAGACCUAAAGGGCAUCACGACCGGAAGAUAG
Daldinia caldariorum is the source of this 2220-nucleotide messenger RNA. Its product is annotated as serine/threonine-protein kinase Sgk2. Bases 1 to 2220 code for a protein of 739 amino acids. The record is from RefSeq and is a predicted model, not a curated record. The transcript has 4 exons. Lineage: Eukaryota; Fungi; Ascomycota; Sordariomycetes; Xylariales; Hypoxylaceae.